UCUCUUCUCCUUUAAUUUAUUUGAAUCCCUUCUUUCAUCCACACAAAUAUUGCAUUCAAGCAAGAUGAAUCAUAAAACCACUUGUUGGGUUGCAUUGAUACUCUCAAUGUGGCUAAGUUCGACAAUAACAACGUUGGAGGGUGUUCGUCCAAUGCGUAAUAUUCAACAACAAAAGGGUGCAAAUGGAAAUAGAUGGGGUGUCCUUGUUGCUGGUUCUAAUGGGUAUGAAAACUAUAGGCACCAAGCUGAUGUAUGCCAUGCCUAUCAAGUGCUAAAGAAAGGUGGUCUUAAAGAUGAAAACAUCAUUGUUUUCAUGUAUGAUGACAUCGCCAAUAACACACAAAACCCAAAACCUGGUACUAUAAUCAAUAAACCCAACGGUCCAGAUGUUUAUAAAGGUGUUCCCAAGGAUUACAGUGGAGAGCAUACAAAUGCCAAAAAUUUUUAUGCUGUGCUUAGUGGUAACCGAAGUGCUAUUACUGGAGGUAGUGGUAAAGUGGUGGACAGUGGCCCUAAUGACACCAUUUUUAUUUACUAUGCUGAUCAUGGUGCCCCCGGCUUCGUUACUAUGCCAGUUGGUGAGGAUGUAUUUGCCAACGAUUUUAUAGAUGUGUUGAAAAAGAAACACGCCGCUAAGGGCUAUAAAAAGAUUGUGAUAUACUUGGAAGCAUGUGAAUCUGGGAGCAUGUUCGAAGGGAUUCUAACGAAUAAUUUAAACAUAUACGCAACCACUGCUUCCAAUUCAACUGAUCCGAGUUUUGCUGCUUAUUGUGAUAAUGAAUAUGACACUUGCUUGGGCGACGUCUAUAGUGUUUCAUGGUUAGAAGACAGUGACAAAACUGAUAGGAGGAAAGAAACUCUGAAACGGCAAUAUGAAAGUGUUAGAGAGAGAACAUUACAUUGGGACGAUGGCUCCAGUUCUGAGGUCAUGCAAUAUGGAGAUAAAAUGAUCAGCAAUGAUUUUCUGGAUAACUACAUUGGUGCAAACCCUGCCACCAACAAGAAUAGUAAAACGAAUAAUGCAUAUUUUUUUGAUGCUCCAACAAUAUUUGUCAGUCAAAGAGAUGCUACUAUUCUCCAUCUAAGGCACAAGUUGAGCAUUGCUCCAGAAGGUUCGAGUGAAAAAUCAGAAGCUGAAAAGAGAUUAUUACUUGAAAUAGCUGAGAGGGAGCAAGUAGACAAUAACAUAAAACGUAUUGUAAAUAUCUUAUUUGGAGAAAAGAGUGGCUCUGAGGAGGUGAUCACUAAUUCCACUUGGGUUUCAUGCAGAUGAAAAUUUAUGAGAACCAUUGUGGCACUUUAUCAACUUACGGGAAAAAAUACUCGAGGACUUUUGCUAACAUAUGCAAUGCUGGCAUUUCUGAAGAGCAAAUGAUUGUAGCAUCAGCGAAAGCUUGUUAGAUCAUUAGGAAAAGCUAGCAUGAUUCUUAAGUUCGCUCAUCUCAAUCAUUUAUUGAUGUCAAUAACGUAUUAAUGAUUGGCGGGGGAGAUUCUCAAGUAUAAAAAUGUACAUUAAAGAAGGACCUAUUUUUAU
Arachis ipaensis is the source of this 1534-nucleotide messenger RNA. The record is from RefSeq and is a predicted model, not a curated record. NCBI's taxonomy places the organism in Eukaryota, Viridiplantae, Streptophyta, Magnoliopsida, Fabales, Fabaceae.